Molecule: messenger RNA, 4213 nt
Organism: Podarcis raffonei (Aeolian wall lizard)
Lineage: Eukaryota; Metazoa; Chordata; Lepidosauria; Squamata; Lacertidae
Gene: LINGO2
Product: leucine rich repeat and Ig domain containing 2
Exons: 6
Coding region: 1987-3807 (606 amino acids)
Cellular component (GO): plasma membrane
Molecular function (GO): protein binding
Source: RefSeq, a predicted model, not a curated record
CGGUGCACGAGCUUCAGUUCCAUUCAUGAAUUCGUCUUCUCCUAGUGCCUCAAGGAGAAAAACGAAUCUCCUGCGGGGAAGAAAAAGUGCAGGAGCCCUUAGCUUUCUCUCCUUCAGGCAUCCAGAUCCUCUGCUGCGCUGCUGCGUAGGAUCAGGCUGCCCAGACCACUGGAAACGCCACCUUUCCCAAACCGCCUGGGUGGUCCUUUCCCCUCCGCCCGCUGAGCGUCCCACCUGCUCCCGCCAACCUCCGAAUAGGAGCGUCUCCGCAAAAGCGUCCACCAAGACGCCGGCGCGCAUCCAUGGCGGACGCGUUCCUGCUGGCUGGGAAGGCGCUGCUUGCGUCCUCUUUCCCUGCUGUAGCUAAUCAGGUCACGCUGGGGAGAAGGAGGAGGAACUGCGGCCGGGGGGAGGGGGAAAGGGGGGAUCUUUGCGCGCUUACUCGGAGAAAUGCGGCACUCCCUGGAGCUCCCAGCCCAACUGCAAGGGCAGACGCGGCAGCUACUCCUUCCUUUCCUGGGAGCAGCGCGGAGCGCGGAAGGGAAAGAGUUAAGCCGCUCGCCUCGGCUGUAGCCGUUUGCGAAGAUCGCAGCGUCGGAACAGCUGGUCGUGAGAAAGGGGACACGAAGGACCUUGGCUGGCUUGCUACACGGCUCUAGGGCGCCGGAGAGUCGUUGGUUUUUUGGGGGGAGGUGCGUGCAUUGUUUUAUUUUGCAUUUCCCACUGUCCCCCACCCACCCCUCAUCCCUCUCGCUGCGGGACUUCAGCGGCCCGUGUUCGAGCCCUGGAAAGAACCGGUGUGUGUGUGUUUUGUGUGUGUGUUUCUUUUUUGCACACGCGCAAGCACCCGCCCGCCCAUCCUCACCUAGACCCGGGCUUGCUCGCUUGCUCGCUAGAUGCUGCCACUACCGCCGCUGUUUCCUUCUCCACCUGAAAGUUUCCACCGUGGAAGGCAGCCGCGUUGCAAGCGGAGCGCGCUGCGAAAGCCUCGCGGGGAAGAAGCCAUCUCCUUGGAGCCGUUGAGAAUCUGGACUUGAGAAUCCGGUCCCUGCAUACAGACAAACAAACGACCCCCCCCCGAAAAAAAAGGCAAUUCGGAGUAAAAAGCCUUUCCUCUUCUUUUUAAAGGGUUGCCAAUUAACGAGCAAAAAAAGGAGGCAGCAGCAACUGAUUGGGGAACCUCCCCCGUCUUCCCCCCACGUUUCUUUUUUUUGGUCGCCUUCAUCUCGGGGAUCUUAAUUGUGGAAAACAUGCCAACAGAAAGAUAGACGUGUACGCAAGCCAACUUGGAGAAGCGGCGAGGCUUCCCUGCCCACCCUCUUGCCGCCGUCGUUGCCUGUGGCGUGGCAAUGUGAGUGAGGAUUGCGCCGCCGCUUUCGCCCUAUUUCUUCCUUCCCGUCGGCGAGAGAAACCGUGGAAUUAGAAGCCCGGCACGGAUCGCGCGUGUGCGCGCGUGGUUGUGGAGAGAGACCAGCUUGGUUGUGUUAAAGGACGCCGAGGAGAAUUCAGACGGCAUCCGGGAGAUCCUUCUGGAAACACUACAAAAUACAGAACUUUGCUUCUCGUGGGUCUCUCGAUGUACGUCCAAGCUUGAAUGAAGAACACGAAAAGUACUUUGCUUUACGUGAAGUGAGCACUGGAGCUGGGAGACUUGGCUGUGAGUUACACUUCCUCCCUUUAUCAAUGGAUUCCAGUCUUACACGCCUGUGAAGCUGGUGCCCAGAGCUAUGUUUGCUUCUUUAGUCUAUUGCAGCUCUGUCAGGGAGGGUUGAGACUUCAGGCUGGGAAAGGGUUUGUUUCAAGCAACUGGAACGUGGUGCCAUGAGACAGUCUGUCAUCCAUGACGCAUUGGGAUUAUCAUGAUCGAAUACUCCACUUUGAUUUUAACCAGUGGCCAAGAGCUUUGUAUGGUCAGCAACAAGGACCGGACUUUUAAAGACAGUAUAACAGGCCUGUGACGGAGGAUUAGACAACAUCAGUGGAGUCAUGCUUCACACAGCCAUAUCAUGCUGGCAGCCAUUUCUAGGUCUGGCUGUGUUGCUAAUUUUCAUGGGCUCCACCAUAGGCUGCCCGGCCCGCUGUGAGUGCUCAGCACAGAACAAGUCUGUCAGCUGUCACCGGAGGCGCCUGAUUGCCAUCCCCGAGGGCAUCCCCAUUGAGACGAAAAUCCUGGAUCUUAGCAAGAACAGGCUGAAAAGUGUCAACCCGGAGGAGUUCACAGCUUUCCCUCUGCUGGAGGAGAUAGAUCUCAGCGACAACAUCGUUGCCAACGUCGAGCCUGGAGCCUUUAACAAUCUGUUUAACUUGCGCUCCUUGCGGCUGAAAGGGAACCGUCUGAAGCUGGUCCCUUUAGGGGUCUUCACCGGGCUGUCAAACUUAACAAAGCUAGAUAUCAGUGAGAACAAGAUUGUCAUUCUGCUGGACUACAUGUUCCAGGAUCUGCACAACCUCAAGUCCCUCGAGGUUGGGGAUAACGAUCUGGUUUAUAUCUCUCACAGGGCCUUCAGCGGACUGCUCAGUUUGGAGCAGCUAACUCUGGAAAAAUGCAACCUAACAGCUGUACCAACAGAAGCCCUUUCUCACCUUCACAACCUCAUCAGUCUACACCUGAGACAUCUCAAUAUUAACCUUCUGCCUGCAUAUGCCUUCAAGAGAUUGUUCCACCUGAAAAACCUAGAAAUAGACUAUUGGCCUAUGCUGGACAUGAUCCCUAUCAACAGCCUAUAUGGCUUGAACCUCACCUCCCUCUCCAUCACCAAUACUAACCUGUCCACUGUCCCUUACUCUGCCCUGAAGCACCUGGUUUACUUGACCCACCUGAAUCUCUCCUACAACCCCAUCAGCACCAUUGAGUCGGACAUGCUUGCCGAUGUGUUGCGCCUCCAAGAGCUCCACAUAGUUGGGGCCCAGUUGCGUACCAUCGAACCCCACGCAUUCCAAGGACUCCGGUUCCUCCGGGUGCUUAAUGUGUCCCAAAACCUGUUGGAAACCAUUGAAGAGAACGCGUUCCACUCCACCAAAGCCCUGGAAAUCCUCUGCAUAAGCAACAACCCAUUGGCUUGCGACUGCCGCUUGCUUUGGAUUUUACAAAGGCAGCCCACGCUGCAGUUUGGGGGCCAGCAGCCAAUGUGUGCCGGCCCGGACAGCGUCAAAGAGAGGCCCUUCAAAGACUUCCACAGCACCGCCCUUUCUUUCUACUUCACCUGCAAGAAGCCCAGGAUACGCGACAAGAAGCUGCAAUACCUGGUGAUCGAGGAAGGCCAAACGGUGCAGCUACAGUGCAGUGCAGAUGGCGACCCUCAGCCCACCGUCGCCUGGCUGACGCCGCGACGGAGACUGGUCACCGCCAAAUCGAAUGGGAGAGCUACGGUGCUGGGAGAUGGCACCCUGGAGAUCCGGUUUGCCCAAGAUCAAGACAGCGGGAUCUAUGUUUGUGUGGCCAGCAACGCUGCUGGGAACGACACCUUGUCAGCCACCCUAACCGUCAAAGGCUUUGCCUCGGAUCGUUUCCUUUAUGCCAACAGGACUCCUAUGUACAUGACAGAUUCCAAUGACACCAGUUCCAAUGGAACCAAUAUGAAUACAUUUUCCCUGGACCUUAAGACAAUACUGGUGUCGACAGCCAUGGGCUGCUUCACAUUCCUCGGGGUGGUUUUAUUUUGUUUCUUACUACUUUUUGUGUGGAGCCGAGGGAAAGGCAAGCAUAAAACCAACAUUGACCUCGAGUACGUCCCCCGUAAGAACAAUGGCGCGGUUGUGGAAGGGGAGGUCCCGGGACCACGCAGGUUCAAUAUGAAAAUGAUUUGAUGGUUGUGUGCUGCUAGAAUUAUUAAUUCUUCCCCUGCCCCCCUCUCCUGUGGCAUUCUGACCAACCCAACAAGCUUGGUAUCUAGGAAUUGCCAUGCUAGAGGCUCUCGGCCGUCGCGGUGUCAAACAGUACAUGGAAACCAGGAAGACUAUCUGAGGUUGUACAGCAAAGCCUCUUGUUUUGAGGCUGCGUGUGUGUGUGUUAGGGCUUUUUUGCAGAGUUGGCAUACAGUACUAAUUGUUUGCAUUGCAAAUUUUUUGCCAUUCUGAGGAUCUCAGUAACAAACUGUCGGCUCAUGUUCACGGACAAGUGUUCAAAACAUUUUCUACCACUACAAAAAUAAAAAAAUAAAGGGAAAAAAACCCUACAGUGUAGGAUUUACAUAUUUAGAGAGAGAGAGAGAGA